Messenger RNA from Aspergillus costaricaensis CBS 115574, 1413 nucleotides. RefSeq lists its product as uncharacterized. The record is from RefSeq and is a predicted model, not a curated record. The coding region runs from base 1 to 1383 and encodes 460 amino acids. NCBI's taxonomy places the organism in Eukaryota, Fungi, Ascomycota, Eurotiomycetes, Eurotiales, Aspergillaceae. The transcript has 2 exons.
AUGGCGACACUACCACUUCUUAGGGGCAAAAGCAUCUCGCUAGAGGAUGCACUGGCAGAUGACGAUAAUAUUCUACAUCGCUUAGACUAUCCACAAAAGCAGCAGGAUUUCUGGUCAUAUCUAGUUUCCAUUAGGGCCGACAUCGAAGCUACGGUUGCCUUCCACCUUUCUGCAAGAUACUGCCGGGUAGAUGAGGAAAGCAACUGGAUGUUUGGCAGCUAUAACGUUUGUAUUCCGGUGUGGAUCAACCCCCCAUCUGAUAAGCGCGUUCUGGUUCGAAUACCGUUGCCUUACAAGAUCGGUGAAGAGACUAAGCCUGGAAAUGUGGAUGAAAAGCUGCGAUGUGAGACCGCGACUUAUAUUUGGAUUCGUCAGAAUUGUCCCAGUGUACCUAUUCCUCUACUUCACGGAUUUGCCUUCCCUGAUGGACAAACUGUAGGGUACAUGAUUAUCAGCUACAUUGAAAGUGGUCGAAUGCUCUCCGAUUCAUGGGCGGUCAUGCUCCAAGAUACGGCACGGAGACAGACUCUCUUCAACGAUCUCGCAAAGAUCACACUGUCAUUGAACCGUAUUCAGUUGCCUCGAACCGGAUCAUUAACCAUGACAAACGAGGGAGUAAUAAGACUUACCAAUCGGCCGUUAACCUUACGUCUGCAGACGUUUGAAAACGAGGGGAUUCCCACCAUCCCACGUGACUCAACCUACGAAUCCGUCGAACCAUAUCUCCUCGAUCUCUUACAGUGUCACGAUAACCGUAUUCACUAUCAGCCAAAUGCCAUCCAUGACGUGAAAGAUGGUCAAGAGCAAUUAGCUGCUCUAACGAUGAUGCGUGGACUUUUGCCUCGGUUCGUCUCUCGUCAGCACCGCCGUGGUCCCUUUUUAUUGACCCUCACCGACCUUCACCCGAGUAAUAUCUUUGUUGAUGAAGAGUGGCAUAUAACAUCUCUUAUUGACCUUGAAUGGGCGUGUGCCUUCCCCAUCGAACUACAAACCCCACCUUACUGGCUUACUGGUCGGCCCAUUGAUGACAUCGAGCAUGGCGAGCACCUGCAGAUGUUUGAGAAGGUUGUCAUUGAGUAUAUCGAUGCUUUCAAGAAACAGGAGAUGAUUCAAAACUCGCCAAUCUCUUAUGCACAAGUCUUGAGGGAGUGCUGGAAUAGGGGAAGCUUUUGGUAUUUCCAAGCUGUGCAUAGCCCCAAGGGGCUGCUCCGGGUUUUCAACGAGCAUGUUCAAAGAAGAUUCUGUGAAGAACACUGCACACAAAGCAUAUUCGACCGCACAGUCAGUCCAUAUUGGUGUGUGGACGCUGGGAGCUUGAUAGAACAAAAGGUAAAGGAGGAAGAAGACUAUAGAGAUCGACUGAGAAAGCGAUUUGCAAGCUGAUCUGACAGUUACAAUGGAUCUUUAAUCGGC